UAACCAAUUAGACCAAAAAGAAAAUAUUCAUUUCAUAUGAAAUUGUGCUCUCUGAAUUGAAUUAAAUUGAUAAUGGAAUUGACAUAUUCUCCAGUGCCCUUUGUCCAAGAAUUAGCAAAAGAGGCAUUGACCAAAGUUCCAGAUCGUUAUGUUCGUCCACAUCAUGACCGUCCAAUAUUAUCUUCAACUACUACUAGUACUCCUUUACCUCAACUUCCUGUUAUUGACCUUAGCAAAUUGUUAUCAUCCCAUGAUCUCAAUGAACCUGAGCUGAAGAAACUACACUAUGCUUGUAAAGAGUGGGGUUUCUUUCAGCUGAUUAAUCAUGGAGUGAGCGAAUCAUUAAUGGAAAAUGUGAAGAAAGGUGCUGAAGAAUUUUUCAAUCUUCCAAUGGAAGAAAAGAAGAAGUUUGGGCAAACAGAAGGGGAUGUGGAAGGAUAUGGUCAGGCCUUUGUAGUAUCUGAGGAACAGAAACUAGAUUGGGCAGAUAUGUUUUUCUUGUUCACUUUGCCACCCCACAAAAGGAAACCUCACUUGUUUUCCAACAUACCCCUACCAUUCAGAGUUGAUUUAGAGAAUUAUUGUGAAAAAAUGAGAACCCUUGCAAUCCAGAUCAUGGACCUUAUGGCACAUUCUCUUGCUGUAGAUCCCAUGGAGAUAAGAGAGUUUUUUGGUCAAGCAACUCAAUCAACAAGGAUGAAUUAUUAUCCACCGUGUCCCCAACCAGAGUUUGUUAUAGGACUCAAUUCUCAUUCUGAUGGUGGUGGCCUCACCAUCCUUCUCCAAGGCAAUGAAAUGGAUGGUCUUCAAAUUAAAAAAGAUGGAUUGUGGAUUCCUGUUAAACCCCUCCCUAAUGCUUUCAUUAUCAACCUUGGAGACAUGUUGGAGAUGAUGACAAAUGGAAUAUUUCGAAGCAUCGAACACCGAGCAACAGUUAACUCAGAGAAGGAGAGGUUUUCCAUAGCCUCAUUCUACAGCCCUGCUUUUAAUACAAUUCUUAGUCCAGCACCAAGCCUUGUAACUCCAAAUACACCUGCAGUGUUUAAGAGAAUUAGUGCAGGAGAAUACUUCAAAGGAUACCUUGCACAAGAACUCUGUGGGAAAUCAUUCCUUGAUAGCAUAAGGAUUCAGGCUGAAAACGAUCAAAGCCCUCGGAACUUUACAAUUGACGAAAACAUAAAAGUUUAACUUAUGGCAUUAGGCAUGUCACAUUGAAAACUAUAUUGUAUUUGUACUUUCUUUUUGUGCUUGUUUUGUACACAAUAAGUCGGGGCUUUAUCUAUCUGCUGUAUUUGACAUUUUAAGACUGUUUCUUAGGUGCUAUUUUACAUUUUAAGUGUAACUUUUUUUUA
Medicago truncatula (barrel medic) is the source of this 1352-nucleotide messenger RNA. RefSeq names its product probable 2-oxoglutarate/Fe(II)-dependent dioxygenase. The coding region runs from base 73 to 1188 and encodes 371 amino acids. Lineage: Eukaryota; Viridiplantae; Streptophyta; Magnoliopsida; Fabales; Fabaceae. The record is from RefSeq and is a predicted model, not a curated record. The transcript has 4 exons.